AUGUCUUCAACGAUUAUGAAUGACAAACAUUCGCAACAGCUGAGCCAUUGCAAGACUGCCGAUGACCAAGCAGAGCAGGUGUCCUCGACAAUGCCUCAGGAACCCAAUAGCCCUUCUGAUUUAAACGUCUCAGCCUCUCCACGCAGCUCCUAUUCCAUGGAAGGAAAGAUACAGAAGCUAGGGGGGCUGGAAGCGAGGUUAGCGCAAGAGUACGGCGUGGCAGACGCCGACGCAAUUCGCCAAGAGACCAAAGCCAGAUCUACGUCCGUAGGCGAUCCCCGUUACCACGAAUACAUGCAGCUUUAUGAACUCAACUACCUUCGUCGUCGUAUGGCUAGGACCACGGCGGGGUGUCGAAUUGACAGCCGCAUCCUCCACGGCGACAUCAUCCUCAUCUACUUCGCCGGACACGGCUCCGGCUAUCCUGAACCUGGACACCGGGAAGACGGACCUGAUAACGCUAUAGAGGCAAUCUGUCCCAUCGAUCGUGGCACCGAACUCACCGACGGAACUCUGAUCCCUGACAUCAGCGACCGAGAGCUCAACGCUAUCCUCUCCGUGAUCUCUUCCGCCAAAGGACACCGAAUCACAGUUUUCCUCGACUGUGGCUUUGUCGGAACUCAUUUUAGGGGCUUCCCACCGCCGGGCGCUCGAAGCAUCCGUUCACUAAUGAACCGUGCUUCCCCACUCGAUAUGCUUCGUGCUUCAGACAAGGACCUGGCCCACUUCCCUGGCUAUCAGUCGGUGUUGGACCCAGAUUGGAGUCCGGAUGAGGAUUGUUUCAUAAUGGUGGUAGCGUCUCAGGAGUAUGGGUAUGCGAAAGAGGUACAAUUUAAAGGGCAGGACGGCUUUCAUGGCAUUUUCACGUAUUCCCUUCUCCGCGCGCUGAGAUCCGAAGACCUGCCGGAAUGACCGACGUACAUUGACGUCCUAUUGACGAUGCCGGUGUUUUCUUACCAAACACCGGGGAUCAUGGGGAGUUCCCGUAGGGACAUGCGAGUCUGGUAUCAGGACUAAAGGUAUUCGAAUUAACCAUACUUGUUAGUCCUUUGAGAAUCGAGUGACACCGUAUAACUGGAUAAGAUUGCUUUCGGAUUCCUAUACAAUUCCAACGGAUUCUAUAUAUUAUAAGUGGAUACUCUGGUCUUGCUCCA
Molecule: messenger RNA, 1154 nt
Organism: Desarmillaria tabescens
Lineage: Eukaryota; Fungi; Basidiomycota; Agaricomycetes; Agaricales; Physalacriaceae
Exons: 5
Coding region: 1-912 (303 amino acids)
Source: RefSeq, a predicted model, not a curated record